UGCACAGCAGCAUGAACUCCAAGCUUCAAAAGCAUUCUCACACGCAGACGGGCACUUUAUUUUUCAUCAAGUUUUUUUUGUGUUGUUUUGAAGCUGCUUUGAAUGAUAAACACAUAUUUCUGCUGUAAACUUUUUUAAUGGUUUCUAAACUCAUGGGACAACCAAAGCAAGAAACCCUCAUGAUUUGGGGCAAGGUUUGAUGUCAGCAAUGCCUAGAAAAGCACAACUAUUUGGAAACCUCUGAGAACUUGGAUCUGUUUUUCUGUCUGGUACCAAAGCAAGAUUUUCUCUGAGCUCUCAUGAAAGAUCCUCAGGCUCUUGUGGAUUUAGAAUUCUGGAGCAACCCACCAUCCCAGAGCAAGAGCCAAAGAUGUUUGUCUUGCUCUAUGUUACAAGUUUUGCCAUUUGUGCGAGUGGACAACCUCGGGGUAAUCAGUUCAAAGGAGACAGCUACUCCCCAAGAUAUAUCUGUAGCAUUCCUGGCUUACCUGGACCUCCAGGCCCCCCUGGAGCAAAUGGUUCCCCUGGGCCCCAUGGUCGGAUCGGCCUUCCAGGACGAGAUGGUAGAGACGGCAGGAAAGGAGAGAAAGGUGAAAAGGGGGCUGCAGGUUUGAGAGGUAAGACUGGACCACUGGGCCUUGCUGGAGAGAAAGGGGACCAAGGAGAGACUGGGAAGAAAGGACCCAUGGGACCUGAGGGAGAAAAAGGAGAAGUAGGUCCUGUUGGGCCUCCUGGACCAAAGGGAGACAGAGGAGAGCAAGGGGACCCAGGGCUGCCUGGUGUUUGUAGAUGUGGAAGCAUCGUGCUCAAAUCUGCCUUUUCUGUUGGCAUCACAACAAGCUACCCAGAAGAAAGAUUACCAAUUAUAUUUAACAAGGUCCUCUUCAAUGAAGGAGAGCACUACAACCCUGCAACAGGGAAGUUCAUCUGUGCUUUCCCAGGAAUCUAUUACUUUUCUUAUGAUAUCACAUUGGCAAAUAAGCAUCUGGCAAUUGGGCUAGUACACAAUGGGCAGUACCGGAUAAAGACCUUUGACGCCAACACAGGAAACCAUGACGUGGCUUCAGGGUCCACAGUCAUCUAUCUGCAGCCAGAAGAUGAAGUCUGGCUGGAGAUCUUCUUCACUGACCAGAAUGGCCUCUUCUCGGACCCAGGUUGGGCAGACAGUUUGUUCUCUGGAUUUCUCCUAUAUGUUGACACAGAUUAUCUAGACUCCAUAUCAGAAGAUGAUGAGCUCUGAUGAGGACUGCUGGUCUGAAUGUCCCAAGAUCCUUGUGGCAGACACACCGAUUUAAUCUGGGGCCCUGGAAGGUGGGACAAGCAGAAAUGAGAUCCAAAAAGACACCCACUCAGAUUCCAGAGAAUUUACAGAUAGUUCUAGCAGAAUUUAUUAAAACAGGUUGAACUACCAAACCAUUGAAACCACACCAAAAUGAAUUCUAUAAAACAAUAACCCCAGAUAUGUUUUCUCAAAAGUGAUGUUCAUAAAUAUUUAAACAAAUUAAAGACAAUGUUACAAAUUUUCUAUUAAAUUCCCUGAGUGCUAAAACCAGCUGGCAAUGAUAUUAUAUCAUUAAAUCUUCAUACAAUUACAUUUUUGCCUGUUACUUAAGAGAGUCAUAACAUCCCAAAGUCCUUGACAAUUCUCAAAAAGUAAAAACCCAAAGGUAAGAGAAGCCAAGUAAUUUCAAGCAAGCUAAAGAGAAGUGAUUAUUUUACUAUAUUAUUCAUUCCUUCAUGCUUGUAUAUAUUCACUCAACAACUCUUUAAUGAGCCCAUAUGAGCCAGACACUCUGAUGCUGGGUCAGAUUUAAUGAUUUAAAACAAUAUCUGUACCUUCAUACAGGCUAAUGUGUGAUGAGCACACUCUCACAGUUCAGUGUGAUGAGCACCAUGGCAAAUAAAGUGACUGGAUGCUGGAGGCAUCUGUUCCUGGGGGUGGGAGGCAGAGAAGAUUUUACACAUGGAAGGACAUUAUGUGUGCUAAGUGUAUAUUAUUAAGUAGGUGGGAGGUAUGCAAAUAAAACAAGGAAUUUAGAAGCUGCAUUCUCCCCAUCUCAUCCUCAAACACCAUCAGGAAUGGGUGAAAAAUCUAGAGAUACCCUGGGAGGGGUAAUGGAAAUGAAGAGAAACAAGUUACAGAGACCAGUCAGUAGAUCAUUCUCCUAAAUUCUUUAUUGUGAUGGUUACCCAGGACAUAUAUUUGUCCUCUUAGCUUUCUCACAGAUAAGAGCACUACUUUACAUUAUAGUAAGACAUUAUUUCUCAUGGAUUUCCCAAGUAUUAAAUUCAAAUAAAGCAAAGCAUAUGACCAUUGAUUUAUGAAUAAGUUGAUGGGAGGAGUGAACAGGAGGAGAAGAGGGUGUGACCAAAUAUCUAAGCAAAUAGCUGUCUCUUCAAAGUUUCACACAUACCUUAAUUCCACUUUCUCUUAGUGUCAACAUCUUGUUCACGACUGAACUGCAAUUCCUCAGUUAAUCUCACCCAUGAUACUCUCACCCACACUCCCUUGGCUGAUAGUAAUGGUGUUCUCUUGCUCCUCCUUUUUGGCGUCAUCUGACCCUCCUUCCAUGUAUUCUUCUCUUUACUCUUUCAUUUAAUAAAUAUCAUUUAAUGCCUCUUA
Molecule: messenger RNA, 2623 nt
Organism: Lagenorhynchus albirostris (white-beaked dolphin)
Lineage: Eukaryota; Metazoa; Chordata; Mammalia; Artiodactyla; Delphinidae
Gene: C1QTNF7
Product: C1q and TNF related 7
Exons: 4
Coding region: 371-1240 (289 amino acids)
Molecular function (GO): protein binding
Source: RefSeq, a predicted model, not a curated record